This is a messenger RNA of Trichoderma virens Gv29-8, 2727 nucleotides long. RefSeq lists its product as uncharacterized. The record is from RefSeq and is a predicted model, not a curated record. The transcript has 3 exons. Bases 1 to 2727 code for a protein of 908 amino acids. Gene Ontology annotation, biological process: retrograde vesicle-mediated transport, Golgi to endoplasmic reticulum. Lineage: Eukaryota; Fungi; Ascomycota; Sordariomycetes; Hypocreales; Hypocreaceae.
AUGAGCUCCUCGCUUUCACCAGGAAAGGUGUUACUUCUCGCCGCACACUAUGCCACGCACGGCGAUAUUGAGAGCCUCGCCCGCUUGUCCAGCCAACGAGACAAAGUCCUGCAUAAAGAGCUGUUGUUGAGGAUUCUGCUUACUUACCUGCCUGAAACUGUAAAGCCCUCUGCCUACGUUGGCUUUUUACUCGCGCUGGCUGGGGAUCAUCUUGAAGAGUACAACGAGGGUGGAUUGGACACAACUCCUGUUGACGACUUGUCUGAAGAUGAAGCUUCCAAGAAGGCAAGGAAACUGCGUCUGCAGCAUCUUACGUCCGCCGAGGCACCAGGCGACUUUCAAGAUGAUGCGAUAACCAUCUUUCUUAUCCAGAGGUCGUAUAAGAUGGAUAGCGAAACUGGUCUUCUGUCACAAGUUCCAAGUCUACUGGCUCUAUUUCAAUCCCGUUCACCGGCACUGUCAUCUUGGAUUACGUCGACCGUGGUCCCGUAUGUAAGGAGAAACGUGGAGUAUUACACUGAUGAGAAUCAUCCAUAUUCUCUUCUCGAUUUUCAGAAGCUCUCAGAUCCAGCAGCCGUGCUCUAUUUGCUCUCACGGACUGGAAGCCGCGAGGAUGAUAGAGGUUUCAUCGGCCGUGAUAUUAGAGGCUUGGUUGGGCCAUGGCUUCAGGGAAAGUCCCGGUGGGCAUCAAAUUCUACAAGUGGAGAGCAUACCGCCAGCGACACGGGACCGGCAAUCUUGUCUGCUGGGUGGGAGCAGUUCCUAGAAUGGCUCGUCGGCCAAGCAACUACUUCAUGGACCGUUGCUGUUGCUGUAGCCGAGCAGUGGGGAGGUCCCAGAGACCUGGAUCUAGGGGAGGCGGCCAACUUGGAACUCACAGAGUCUCAGCAACAGUAUCUGCUACGCAGCUAUGUACGGGCGGUGCUUGCGUCUGCCUAUCUAGUAUCUGAAGCCACGGUGGGAGCACUUCCAGGCGCCUAUCAGAUGGCGAGCAAGAUGAGACGGAUGCUUGGCUACAGUGAGGUUCCUUCCACCCUGGAGAUGGCCAUCUCCAUACUACCAAGCCUGUCGGGCUUUGAUGUGUCGUCACUCAUUGGCAUGAAGACUGCGACAUAUAUGAGGAACGAUCUACUUGAAGAAAAGAAUCCAUUAACUUCCCCCACAGAGGGAGCAAUGACUUUAUUAAUAGCGUUGAUUCUGAGUGCCUAUAUCUGUACCACCCUGGGCGUACCUUGCUCUGUUAGAAAAGCUGGAGAUUUGGCCUUUAUUCAGGACCAGCGUGAGCAAAAAGGAGAAAUCGCCAAGCUUAUUCGCAGCGCGGCCACCAAAGUACAUGGGGACGAAGAUACGUACUGGUCACAAAUAAGGGACCGUUUGCUAUGGUUGAACAAUUGGGGUUAUGAUGGGGACCAGUCUACCAAUUCCGAAGCUAUAAGGGGGAUUAUCGGAGCAGUUCCCAAGGAAUUCAUCGAGACGGAGAUUCUAAAAGCUCUUCUCUCCAACUCACGCUAUACACUUGCUAAGAGCAUCUACGAAGACGAUCCCAAGCAGCCCCUUGCCUCGGAAAUCAUACAAGAUACAGUAUACCAAGCGGCCCUGCGUGCCUUUGACAAUGCUUCCAACCCCAAUCGGUCAAGAGGAGGGCUGAAGAAGUGCGAUGAGAUCAUUCACUCAUUCCCAAAGACAUUAACCAAUACGCACCCGGCUACCAAACGGGUGGAAGCCCUUUUACGAUGCACGCAUGCUUUGAGUGAAUAUCGGCUUACGCUUAAGCAAGGCGAACCGUUUAAGCCUGUAGUCCUUCGCGUUCAUUCCGAUCCAGUAUCCAUAAUCGACAAGGUUCUGGAACAAAAUCCAAAGGCAUACACUCGUCUCCCCGAGUUCUUGGAAAUGGCGGCCAAUAUGGUGCGCGCUGGCAUCACGCAACAAGCUCGCUCCGUCAAGCUAGAGUCAACAACAGGAGACAACAGCAAGGAGCUUAUUCGAGUAGAAAAGUUCAUCACAGCCCUGUGCAUAGAAGCUGCGCUGAGGGAAGACGAUUUCGAGACGGCAUACUCUUAUGUGGUUAGUCGCCUGGAAACGACCACCUCCAACGGAACCCAAGAGCGCUCAAACGAAGAAGACGAAUGGUCCUGGAAGGCCGCCCUGAAAGCCGGGCAGUACAUCCGCACCGAGCGAACUCUGCUGCCAACACACCUCGGCAUAGCGAGCGGCAACCCCGAGAUCCGUCACCUGGAACAGCGGAUAGAGUGCCUCGCCACUGCGCUGCGCGUCGCGCCCACCUCCCAGCUGCAGGAAAUCCUCAAAACAUUCCGGCGCUGCGAAGAGCAGCUGGACUCUGCCAUUAGCGAGGAGGCCGCUGCUGAGGCUUCUUGGGCUUCCGCUGGCGAGGUCCCCGGCGCGUUUGAGUCGUCUACUUCGCACAAUCUGCAGUCGACGCGGAACAUGACGGCCACGGCUGCAGCUAAACAGGCGGAGGAGGCGCCCAUGUCCCUGUUUGACCUAUCACGGGCAACCGCCAGUGUGGCACAGCGCAAUUUCACAAAGUUGUCCAGCCUGUCAUCGCUCGCCACCUCGAGGCCUUCAGCACCAUCACCAACCGGAGAGCAGGCGCCACAGCGGUUAAGGAAGAGGGAUCAGCUUAGAGAGGCCGCCACCGGCACACUCGUCUCUGGAGUUGGCUGGCUGAUUGGGGCAAGCGUGAAUCGAGAACAAACAGAAACUUGA